CUCUCCUUAAUUCGCCUAUAAUUCGGCUCAUUCUCCCAACGGCCUAUCCAUCCCCAUAACGGCGCCGUCAAUUUCCCCGUUACAAAUCCCCCCGUCAGUGUGAACUGACUCUGGACCACCACCACUCUCCAUCCCUUAAAUAUCACUUUCUCAAUCCUCUCCGUCAAGAAUCAGCAUACAAAACUCAAUUACAAAUGGUAAGACACUCUAGAGAUAUUGAAGACGUUGCAAUGGUGAAAGCCGCCGCCGCCGCCGCCGCUCAAGUUGGGGUGAAAACCAGAACUCGAGCUACAAAGAAAAGAUCAAGACAUAUCAAGAUCUCUAUUAAAGUUAAAAGCAAUGUUACCAGUAGUCGUCAAGAACGCGUAAUAAUUAGGUCUGACAAUUCAGUUUCAUAUCCACUGGAUGUUAGUUCCGCUCAGCGGAUGGUGACUGAAGAGAGAUGUUCAAGCCCUAGCUUACAUGAUGAUCUUGAUGAUAAUCAUUCAUUAAUGUCGUCUACUUCUUGUUUUUCUAGCAAUGGAUCAUGCGAUGAGAUAAUUAAGUUCACAGAUCUGGAGAGAGUUGAAGUAGAAACGUCAAUGUAUUAUAGUAGUAGUCGUAGGGAAAGAGAGAAAACACCGACUUCAAGCGCUCUCCGGGAAGAAUCAAUGUCAGAAAACAUGGAUUCAACGGCAACCCCAGCGCCAUUGAAGAAGCCUAAUUCCCAUCGAAGAUCAACGGCCGCGGCGGUGAUAAGGAUAACAGAUGAAGAGGUUGAGAAAUUCUUCUGCGAAAUUGAGAAAACAGUUCCACAGCGCUUCAAAGACAAGUAUAACUUUGAUUUUGACAAAGACGAGGCGUUGGAAGGACGCUAUGAGUGGGUUAGAUUAAAUCCAUGAAGAAGAAAGAAAUUAACAAUGGCGUGUGCUUAAUCAAGCCAUGUUUAUUUUUAUUUAGAACUCCAUGAUUUUUAUUUCUCUAUCCUUGUUGUUUUGUGUACAGCUUCUUCUUUCUUGUUCUCUCUGUUAUAUUUAUGGUUUAGUUAGAAUUCAGAAGCUGAGUUUGAUCAUCUGUUUCUUCGUGUGCUGUACGGUGGUAGUGAUAACAAGGAGAAGCUUCUUUCCUGUUUUUCUUCCUUCA
Messenger RNA from Populus euphratica (Euphrates poplar), 1122 nucleotides. Its product is annotated as cyclin-dependent kinase inhibitor 1-like. Gene Ontology annotation, cellular component: nucleus. The transcript is spliced from 4 exons. The coding region runs from base 195 to 881 and encodes 228 amino acids. Gene Ontology annotation, biological process: negative regulation of cyclin-dependent protein serine/threonine kinase activity. Lineage: Eukaryota; Viridiplantae; Streptophyta; Magnoliopsida; Malpighiales; Salicaceae. The record is from RefSeq and is a predicted model, not a curated record. Gene Ontology annotation, molecular function: cyclin-dependent protein serine/threonine kinase inhibitor activity.